This is a messenger RNA of Cryptotermes secundus, 808 nucleotides long. It is a transcript of the gene Svip, whose product is annotated as small VCP/p97-interacting protein. The transcript has 3 exons. Gene Ontology annotation, biological process: positive regulation of autophagy; negative regulation of VCP-NPL4-UFD1 AAA ATPase complex assembly; negative regulation of retrograde protein transport, ER to cytosol. Gene Ontology annotation, cellular component: endoplasmic reticulum membrane. Bases 269 to 520 code for a protein of 83 amino acids. The record is from RefSeq and is a predicted model, not a curated record. Lineage: Eukaryota; Metazoa; Arthropoda; Insecta; Blattodea; Kalotermitidae.
CGACUACCACCGAUAUUAUGUUGACCGGCAUGAAUAGUGUGAUCCUCAUCGAACCUAAUGAUCGAUUAGGAAAUUGAAAUAAUUGAUACGAGCGAUAUGAGUGUCUGUUAGUAAUUUGUCUAUGAUUUAUCUAUGGUGUUAAGAGAAGUGACGGACUUAUGCAAUUGUUGCAUGUGUUGCGUGGGAUGUGUUUUGUGUAGUGCAGGAGCAGUGUACUGUUCGAUUUACGUUUCGAGAUAGCCUAGUGAAAUAAACAGCAGUGACAAACAUGGGAAUGUGUUUUCCUUGUUUUAAAGGUUCAUCGACUGAUUCAAUAACACCAGAUCUGGAAGUAAAAAGAAGACAGCAAAUUGAAGCAGCAGAAAGGAGAAUGCGAGAGCAAGAGACUCGAGGAAUUAAGGACCCAGAAAGAUUCCAACGUGAGAAAAGGAAGAAACAGGAACUUGAAAGGAGGCAAGAGGAAGCAGAAAAAAAGUAUACAGGAGAGAGAGGAGGACAAUUGAAGUGGCAAGUUGAAUGAACAUUCAACAGACAGAUCUUGGUGCCUCUGGAUGUGGUGUCUGUGUAUUCGGUGGACCACGGUGAACAUUCUGUGACAUACUUACAUGGAGGGUACUUCACAGCACAGAAUGUAUCAGUAUCUGAAUGUUCUGCAUACACUGAUGAUGGUCAUAAUUUUUGUUAAAUAUUUAUUUUCCUGCACACCUUAAGCAUGUAUAAGAAUAAUGUAAUAUAUUUUUGGGAUAGUAAAAUGGUAUUUCUUGCUGAAUCUGAGAAGGCUUCUCAGUGCAGUUACAGGUUUUCUCAA